AUGGUCAAGGUCCUGUGGCCCUGUGCGACCCUAUUUUCACCCAUAAACAACGGAACCGGCGGCUUGUUGCAGCCCACGCCCCUUCUAGCGGCCAAUGCAAGCGCCAACCAUGCCAACAACAAUCAGUCCCUGUUGCUGGGUCAGGGCAAGCAGCAGCCGCCGACUGCAGCGGCGAACGUCGGUACAACCUGGAAAAACGCCGGCAACAUCAACAUCAACCUGGACAAUCUGCUCGGCAACGGCGCCAAAGGCGGCGGUCGAGGUGGUGGUGGUUCCGGUGGAGGCGCAGCCGGUUCGAGCGCACUUUCGAUGAAUCAGCUAAAGAGCAUCAACUCGAGUCCGGUGCACCAACCGGCAACACCGUUGAGCCCCCAGUCACCGUAUGGUGCCGGUAUGGCAAUGCCGGCCAGUUUUAUGAUGGCUCCCGGUCAGCAGCAGCAGCGGCAACCCCCCGUGGGGAUGAUGAUGGGUGGUGGUGGCAGCGGCGGUGGCGUCGGCGGCAUCGGUGGAGGUGUCUUUCUGAAUGGCAAUAGUAGCAACUCUUCCACAUCCGCCGGGGGUGGCGCUGGUUUUGGGGCAUUCAACGCGUUUCAAUGA
Molecule: messenger RNA, 597 nt
Organism: Anopheles nili
Lineage: Eukaryota; Metazoa; Arthropoda; Insecta; Diptera; Culicidae
Product: ubiquitin-binding protein Rv1468c-like
Exons: 2
Coding region: 1-597 (198 amino acids)
Source: RefSeq, a predicted model, not a curated record